Molecule: messenger RNA, 2836 nt
Organism: Cyclopterus lumpus (lumpfish)
Lineage: Eukaryota; Metazoa; Chordata; Actinopteri; Perciformes; Cyclopteridae
Gene: plekhn1
Product: pleckstrin homology domain containing, family N member 1
Exons: 16
Coding region: 108-2216 (702 amino acids)
Biological process (GO): positive regulation of apoptotic process; response to hypoxia; 3'-UTR-mediated mRNA destabilization
Cellular component (GO): cytoskeleton; mitochondrial membrane
Molecular function (GO): phosphatidylinositol phosphate binding; phosphatidylserine binding; cardiolipin binding
Source: RefSeq, a predicted model, not a curated record
AGUCUAACUGCAGCAGGGAGCACACCACACUCUUGGAUAACACUCAUUCAUCACAGGAGUACAGUUUGUCUUCAGCGAAGCGUAAAAAACCUUCAAAGCACAGCAGCAUGGGGAGCAGCAUGUCAUGUGUCCCCCAACACAAUUUCAGAUUCUCCAGCAAGAGUUUCAUACGCAGAAACAGCAGUCGCCUGUUUCGCAAGAAUUAUCCCCAAGAGGGACAGGAGAAGUCGAACAGCAUCAUCAAUAUCUUGUGCACCGUCACCCCCAGGAAGGAAAUGUCCCAUAAAGAUCUGCACUCGAUAGACAACAUAAAAUGGAAUCCUUCGUUCCCUUACGACCUGUCCAGUGGCUGGAAGAAGAGCAGCAUCAACGUGAAGAACUACGGACGAAUGAUUCACAGUUCCAAAGUUCGUUUCCGCUUCGUUCACUGCCAGGAUAUACAUGAUUGCUACCUGGACCUCUUCGAGACACACCUUCAUUUUGUCUCCAACAACACAACUGGACUGACAUACCAGGGAACUCUUCCGCUGAAAGAAAUCACCAUCUGCAACCUACAACAGAACUGCAACCACAGCCAACCCCAGGAAUUCACCUUUCAAAUAAACGGUGUCAGCCUUAACCCCAUCAUCAUCUACUGUUCCAACCAAGAAGACAUGGACCUGUGGUUUGGCCUGCUCAAAGAAAACAUUGAGGCCAAUGGGGGCAGUCCAAUUGUACACGAAAACUACACCAGAGUGAAACUAAAGCAGGAGGACGGGUCCUCUGAGGGCAGGGAGGAGCUGAGGAACUCCGUAAACAGAGAACCCAUCUACGAGUGGGAGGGCUCUCAGAGGGACAGCCUGGGCAUCAUCACCUAUGUUACUAAAGUCCAAUUGCAGCACCUUCCCUGUCAGGAACAGAGUGACAGACUGCUGGUGUUGUACCCAUCGACGCUGAUCAUCCUAUCAGAGGAGAAUAAUGGGCUCUUCUAUAAGGGAAAGCUUCCGCUCAACAUGAUUACUGUGACCACACCCUGCCAAGACGUCAAGCCCAACACAUUCAUGAUCGAAGGGAAGCUGAUCAACCCCAUAGUGGUGUCGUGUCUGGAUAGGGCAGAGUUCUGCAACUGGAUCCAACAUUUCAAAAGUGCUGACGUGCCUGUUCUCAGCCCCCCGCCCCCUGUGUAUGACAUCAUCUACACCCCAACGCACAGUGAGGCUCCACAGUUUGACAGAUGGAGUGGAAACAGCCAUGGACGCACUGAGUCUCUUAAGUUCAGCCAUUCCCCGAGUGGAUGUGGGACCCACAACCUUCAGUUACCCAUUCAGGAAGACAACCCUCUCUCCCCGGGAUACACCGAACCGCUCUGUUACAGCUCCAGUCGUCCCUCCUCAACUGAGACAGCCCGCCUGGGCAGCCGGACCAACAGCGUGUCCUCACACAGCAGGCCAGAGCGCGACCUACGACCUUUGUCACUGCGCUACUCCUCCCCCCAUCGCAGCUCCUACCUCCAGCCCGCUGAGAGCUCGGUGCGGUCUCAGGUCUACAGCACACCCUACUCUGCCCUGCACCGGCUGGAGAAAGCCCCGCUUGUCAAGUCCAAAAGCUGGAGCACCCCUCAGACAUCCCUGAACUACUCCUUGAACGCCCCCCAGCGCCACUCGGACAUGUGCGCCCCCCGACAGCCCUUGUCGCCCCUGUAUGAUGAGCCCAGCAGCCCCGAAAUCUACUCCCUGAAUGAUGCCAGGCCAGUGCAGCAGAGCUGGCAAGAGCCAAUGCAUCACCACCACCAGCAGCAGGGUGCCCAGCUCCUACCCUCCUCCUUCCAGCUCCACACCCCUCCCAUGGGGAGGCACUGCAGGAGAAGCCUGGUCAUGACCAACUCCCAGGGUCAGGCUCUGAGCCUGGACAUGGAGGGCGCUCAAAGCCAAGCAGAGCAGAGAGCCGAGGCCGUGUCGAGGCUAAAGCUGCUGCCUGUGCCCAGCCAAGUCCAAGAGCAGAUCCUCCUCCCGUUAAACUCUGUGAGGAACACCCUUCAAAUGCCUUAUGGUUACUCACCAGAUCACAACUCGUACCUUGAACACACAGAACCAGAUGAUCAGGAAAUGGACUAUGACAACAUUUGGCAGUACGACUGUGAUACUAGAAUGAUUCAGCCGAUGUCUAGAAUUUCGACAGAAUUAGACUUUGGGGCCAGAGGCCUUGGUGCCAUGGCAACCCAGCAGAGAUGGUCAUAAAACAAAACAAUAGGCCGGCACUCGUGUGGACGUGUGCAAACAACAGAUCUCUAUCAGAGGGAUAAUAAAAAGCCAACAAGCACAGCCUGUGUUGCUCCUGCUGCAUACAGUAUGAACACAUCCCACCACCUGCAUUGUUAGAUGUUGGGUAGCAGAGGAACGAUGAGUGCAGGAAUGAAGAGGAACGAGCUAAAAACAGUAAUAGCAGACAGACUUCAAUAUGUAGCAUUCAAUGGAGGACAGCACAGUGUAUAUACUGUGUCGCUGUAGCGUUAUUUUUUAAAUGCAUUAUGACAUUGCACUAAAGGUUUCAUAUGUAGUGCAAAAACAGUAUUUUGUAACAUGCUGUCCAGUUUACUUAGUUAUAUUUUAUUUUAUUUAAAACUAAAAACAACAUUCCAUCAGGGCUUUAUAUAGUAAAGAAUGUAUAUUUUUGUAAAUGUAGAUUUAUUUUAUUAUGCUGUAUAAUCAAGGCAAUUAGAUGUGGCUUCAACUGACUGCCUUAAAAAAGGUGCUAAUAUUACUACCGCAGUACUGUACUGAUACCUGUGUGACUCCCUUUUGUAUUUCUGUUUGAGGUGUUUAUUUAUAUUUUGGAAAUAAAACUCUAAAACCCGUCA